AUGGGAGCCGCCUUGGAUGUGCAAUCAAAUGAGGGCAAGACCCCUUCGCACAUGACCAAGAGCAACGAGUGGAAAACGGAGAUCAGACGGCUUAUUGCCGAUCAGAAAGCGAGGGCUGAGCAUGCAAUGCACCGAUGUGGUCAGGAUCCAAAUAAGAUCCUAGAAGUNNAGCUGGAUCCGGAGCGGGUUUGCCCCGAUGGCCAAACUCGCAUCCCGAUGGUGCACUGGAUGUUUCAACACGCACCAGAGAAGCCAUUCAGCCGGAUUCGCAGGGAGGACGACAAAGUCCUAACAGAAGGCUCUGGCUAUUUUGUCUGCAUCGCUCCUGCAAACGCCGCCAAGCGCAUCAGGCAGUCGGAACGUGAGCUGGUCUUCGAUCACAGCAACUUGUUUGUCAAGGAGCCGUGGUACUCGAGCAUGUCUCCGGACAACUGGUGUGAACAAGUAGGGGUGGGAAAAGAAGACACCAAGGCCUACCUUGAGGCAAUCGAGAACAACAUUACCGGGGUGGCUCCCAACUCGUUUACUCUGGCCGCUGUGGAAGAGCUGGAUGGCAAUGUGGUGGGGUAUGUGCAUUGCAAGCGAAGAAAAAAAGAGCUUGUCAUCGGCCAUCUAAAAGUGGACUGGGAGCACCAGGGCCGGGGCAUUGGCCACAUGUUGAUUGCUGCUGGCGAACACUGGGCGCAGCAGCGUGGGUGGAAAUUUGAAAGCACGCGCCUGACAGUUCUUAAAAAGAACUACCAGGCGCGCAAUUGUUAUGAGAAAGAUGGCUUUCGGCAAAAGUCCGAGAGCGUGGGCAACUUCCCCACCGUAGGUGGUGAUCCUGAGCGCUGGCACGCCAUGUCACGCGGCUCAAAACGGGCCGCGGACAGCGCCUGGAUCAUGUCAAGGAAGGUCCGCCGGCUACAGUGA
This is a messenger RNA of Symbiodinium pilosum, 912 nucleotides long. The record is from the annotation of a GenBank genome assembly. NCBI's taxonomy places the organism in Eukaryota, Dinophyceae, Suessiales, Symbiodiniaceae.